AGACCAAACUGCUUUGUCUGGACUGACUCUGGAACGCUGAGUGUGACGCAAGUGACGGGCGCUGUUACAACUGGCAAGUCCGCUAGGAGGACAGGUCAUACUAGCCCUCAAUCAGUACUCGAUUUCCCCUCCUCUCACAACACACCACCUCUCUUUGUGAUCCUCGUGAGUGUUUUGCAGACAUCAAUGUCUGAACUCGAGUCAUUCACCCUAUGGGGAGCGUUACCGCUGGAAUUGCGAUACUUCAUCAUGCUGUUUGUCGACAUUGACACACAAGAAACAUGUAUUUUGACAAAUAGAGAAACGCGUCUGUUGACGAUCGCAGUACGAAAAUCGCGUAAAGAGAUUGUUGUCAAGCGAAUCAUCAAUAAACAGCAG
Ostertagia ostertagi is the source of this 378-nucleotide messenger RNA. NCBI's taxonomy places the organism in Eukaryota, Metazoa, Nematoda, Chromadorea, Rhabditida, Trichostrongylidae. The record is from the annotation of a GenBank genome assembly.